AAAAAUUUUGCGUGGCUCUGCGUGGGGAGCAACGUGCGCGCGUGUUUAAUUGGCAUAAAAGGAUCGUGCGUCACCGACUUUCGCUUCUCAAGAUGGGAGGGGACGCCAAGUGGAGCCUUCACCCGCGGGAGUCAACAAGCUUCGCAGUCUACAAAGGGAACCCGCUCGCCGUCAAGCGAUGACUGCAAACCAGUGAGUGACGAGGAGGAAAAAAAAUCUGCGGGGAGGAAGAAGAGGAUGGCGAGAACGGGGACAGAGAAGAAGUUCCCUGCUGAGACGCAAAAAAGAAACCUGUAAGUAAAGAGUUUCGAUUCUCCGUUGACUGCUCACUUUGAAAGUAAAGAAAUAAAGGAUGGAGCCCGAGGCAAGUACGGGACGCGCUUCCAAUUUGGCGCAAGUGGCCGCCUCCAAACUCUCCCAGAUGGGGGACAGAACUAAGCAGCUGGGCACCGCCAUGCAAGAGCCGGCUCGGCAGAACCGCAUCAUCCUGGUCAUCGUGUGCGUGGUUCUGCUUCUGGACAACAUGCUCUACAUGGUCAUCGUGCCCAUCAUCCCGGACUACCUGCACGAGCUGCAGGAGGCGGCGGAGCACGCGCCGGUCCCGCCGUCUCCGACGCGCGGCAACUCCAGCAACGGCACCUUCGCGCACCGGCGCACCCCCGCCGGGGACAACUUCGACGUGCAAAUCGGCGUGCUGUUCGCCUCCAAAGCCAUUGUGCAGCUUCUCGUCAACCCCCUGAGCGGCACCUUCAUCGACCGGGUGGGCUACGACAUCCCGCUGGUGAUCGGGCUGAGCAUCAUGUUCCUGUCCACGCUCAUGUUCGCCUUGGCGCAGAACUACGCCUCGCUGUUCGUGGCGCGCAGCAUGCAGGGCAUCGGCUCGGCUUUCGCCGACACGUCGGGCAUCGCGCUCAUCGCCGACCGCUACACGGAGGAGGCGGAGCGCAGCAGGUCUCUGGGCAUCGCGCUGGCUUUCAUCUCCUUCGGGAGCUUGGUGGCGCCCCCCUUCGGCGGGGUUCUGUACCAGUUCGCCGGCAAGCGGGUGCCCUUCCUCAUCCUGGCCGCCGUGUGCCUGGCGGACGGGGUCAUGUGCCUGGUGGUUCUCAAGCCCUUUUCCAACCGGGAGCGGGCCAACAUGCCGGUGGGCACCCCCAUCUACCGGCUGAUGAUGGACCCGUACAUCGCGGUGGUGGCCGGGGCGCUGACCAUCUGCAAUAUCCCGCUGGCCUUCCUGGAGCCCACCAUCGCCAACUGGAUGGAGGAGACCAUGCACUCCAGCCAGUGGGAGAUCGGCAUGACGUGGUUCCCCGCCUUCUUCCCGCACGUGCUGGGGGUCUUCCUGACCGUCAAGUUAGCCGCCAAGUACCCACACCUGCAGUGGUUCUACGGCGCCAUCGGCAUGGUGUUCAUCGGGGCCAGCUCCUGCACGGUGCCGGCGUGCAAGAACUUCGGCCAGCUGAUGAUCCCGCUGUGCGGGAUCUGUUUCGGCAUCGCCUUCGUGGACACGGCGCUGUUGCCCACGCUGGGCUUCCUGGUGGACGUGCGCUACGUGUCCGUGUACGGCAGCGUGUACGCCAUCGCCGAUAUCUCCUACUGCGUGGCCUACGCCAUGGGGCCCGUGGUCGCCGGCAAGAUCGUGCACGACCUGGGCUUCGUGCAGCUCAACUUGGGCAUGGGCCUGGCUAACGUGCUGUACGCGCCCGCCCUGCUGCUGCUGAAGAACGUGGCGCAGAUGAGGCCCUCGCACUCUGAGAGGAACAUGCUGCUGGAGGACGGCGCCACGGGGCUCUACGCCUCCAUCAAGAUGGAGCAGCAGGAGAAGAAGAGGAAAGGUCUGUGCGCCACCAUGGAGGAGAACGGCAUAGAGACUUUCGUGCGCCGAUCUUUCUCCGAGGAGGAGUCCUCGGGUGGGGAGUGCGCGUGAAGGGGAAGGGACGCUCAAGAAACGCUCGCUAUUUGCGGCUGAUAGCGACCGAGGACGACGAGCCCGUCUGCGAGCUCUUAAAAUAUCGAUUUGGGGAAUUGCUUGCAUAUUUGGUUCGCGAACCGUUGACCACGACGACAACGUCCUAAAACGACUUAGCUCUCAAAGUAACGCCAUCAUGACCAGAACAUUUAGGCAAGCAUAGCGCUACUCUAGAACACAGGGGAAAAUGCACUUCAAUUCAAAUUUGUUAAGUUUAAAAUGCAAACGUACUGAACUUCAAAGUUUAAUAAACCGAGCUGCGCUGAAAUGGAUUGAGAAAAAAAAGAAGAAAA
Molecule: messenger RNA, 2259 nt
Organism: Hippocampus zosterae (dwarf seahorse)
Lineage: Eukaryota; Metazoa; Chordata; Actinopteri; Syngnathiformes; Syngnathidae
Gene: slc18a3a
Product: solute carrier family 18 member 3a
Exons: 1
Coding region: 353-1924 (523 amino acids)
Biological process (GO): transmembrane transport; chemical synaptic transmission; xenobiotic transport
Cellular component (GO): AP-1 adaptor complex; membrane; terminal bouton
Molecular function (GO): acetylcholine transmembrane transporter activity; xenobiotic transmembrane transporter activity
Source: RefSeq, a predicted model, not a curated record